Molecule: messenger RNA, 1675 nt
Organism: Punica granatum (pomegranate)
Lineage: Eukaryota; Viridiplantae; Streptophyta; Magnoliopsida; Myrtales; Lythraceae
Source: RefSeq, a predicted model, not a curated record
UAUAGGAAAAGGCUCCAAUUUUCCGGUCCACCGGAUUAUAUCCAGUCUAUCCAGUUAGAACAUUCAGUUAUCCUUAACUUCCAUUUGUACCCCCGGAUGAGAAGCCACCAAGGGUGACUUUCAUGGUAAAUCUGGAAGAAAGGCAAGGGCAUUAGCGGAACUUCAUCUUUUAGAUGAGUACAGAAAUUUUCGCCGUUCUCACUCUCGUCUUCCUUUCCGUGCUCCGCCCGUUACCCCUUCCUCUCAUCAGUCACCAUCCGCCCCGAACUGUUAUAACGGCACAAGUCGGACGGAAUCCGACUGUCUGUCGCCGGAGAAAUCCCUUCGGCACCGACUGUGGUCGUAGCUCCCAGCAGUUUGUCUCGAUCGACGCCCGCGAGGUUAGUCCCUGAUUGCCUCUUUGGAUUACCACUUAGACGAAGGACAUGCGAGCCCUAGAGGAAGAGUUCUGGGCCAUCUUUGUUUGCAAAGUGCGGAAUCGGUCUGGUUUCCGACGGUGAUUUUCAUCAGCGAGCUGUGACGGCAGGCGAUGGAACUGAAUGGAUGGAGCUUGGGGGAUUUGAUUAUAUUGACGUGCUUGCUGGUCGCGGGUGGAGCGAGAGGGAGGUGCCCUUGCUGCCCGACAUGCUCAGGAGGGAGGACCACUUUGAGGUCGGGAUGCUAGACGGUUGCCUGAGCAUCGUGGUGAUGAGCUCAGUACGGAACUCCCGAGAGGUCAGGGUCUGGUUGAUGAAGCAGUAUGGAGUAGCAAAGUCCUGGACUAACGUGCACAUAUUGAAGGUUCCUUGCGGGACAAACUUCUUGAGACCGGUCGGUUACUUGACAUGCCGAGGCCUUGGAGGAAUGGUAAUGGAGAAGGAUGUGAAACAAGUGGUGGAGUUCAAUGUUAGGAAUAAUAUCCAUACAAGGAAGACCAUAGCACAUUACGAUGAUCCAAAUGAAAGAACUACUGUGUACGUCGAAUCGAUUGUAUCUCCAUGGGGACUGUGACCAACGAUGGAGAAAAUUGAGUUGAUUGAUUAGACUUUAUGCCCAAAAACUAUGUCCGGUGUAUAUGGACAACAUUAGAUGCUGGAUCACAUUUGGCCAUAGUCUUGGCAUAAACUGAAUCUUCUCCUGGUUGUUGCAGAAGAUCAAACCUAAUGCUUCAUCUGGCUCACCAGCAUGACAGCCCAAACUGUUCCAGAUACAAAGUAGCCCGACCACGACAUCUGCAACCCUCAAGGAAAGCAGCCGCUCAUUCAGUCCCCUGUCAUCUAUUAGCAUGUUUCCAUAAAUCUAUUUCUCGCAUAAGUGCUAUCUAAUCUUAUUGAGAUUUCUUUUCGGUUUUAUUCUUUUUAUUUAAGCUCCUCAGGACUAUAUUGUCAACCAUUCAGCCGUGGAAAAUAGCAGGCCAUGAGACAAAUGCAUCUCAUCUGAACUAUUAAACUGAACCUCAGUUUUUGAAAUUGAGAGACUGCUGAGGUGGGACAGCUUGGGUUUGCUCGAUUGAGAAGUCAUAACUUGCGUUAGACUGGAAGUGGAUUAUUUCCAUUCGUUAUGCUUCAGGAUUAUGGCUUCUUCAUUUCUUUCAUUGGAUCUAUGUGCAAUGAAAACUUAUGAGGUGUCGGAAUUAAUCAACAAACAACUAAUUUAUCGGAACUAAAUGCAAAGAUUACAUAGGUCCAGUAAAGCA